Molecule: messenger RNA, 531 nt
Organism: Dichotomopilus funicola
Lineage: Eukaryota; Fungi; Ascomycota; Sordariomycetes; Sordariales; Chaetomiaceae
Product: D-Tyr tRNAtyr deacylase-like domain-containing protein
Exons: 5
Coding region: 1-531 (176 amino acids)
Biological process (GO): tRNA metabolic process
Cellular component (GO): cytoplasm
Molecular function (GO): D-tyrosyl-tRNA(Tyr) deacylase activity
Source: RefSeq, a predicted model, not a curated record
AUGAAAGUCCCAGCCAUACUCCAAAGAGUCCUUUCGGCCUCGGUUACCGUGGACCAGGAGGUGGUCUCCAAAAUUGGCAAAGGCGUCCUUGUCCUCGCGGCCAUGGCGCCAGGAGACACGGAGAAAGAAGCAGAAGCUUUGGCUGCCAAGGUCUUGAAGCUUAAGCUCUGGGAUGAUGAAUCGGGCGGCCGCUGGAAAAACAAUGUGCAGGAUAUCGGCGGAGAAGUUCUCUGUGUCUCCCAGUUUACGCUCCUUGCCUCAACUAAAAAGGGAAAUAAGCCAGACUUCCAUGGUGCCAUGAAUGGAGAAGAAGCUAAAAGGCUAUAUGAUUACUUUUACAGCAGAGUGCAAGCCGGGUACUCGGCGGAUCGGGUUAAAAAUGGGGUGUUCCAGGCCAUGAUGCAAGUUGCUUUGGUCAACGAUGGACCGGUCACUCUGGAGAUGUCAGCACGGCCAACACCGGAAAGGAAGAAAGGGGACAAGGGUGAUAAGAAGACAAAGGAGCAGCGAGGGUCCAGCGAGGAAAGUUAA